Messenger RNA from Trichomonas vaginalis G3, 774 nucleotides. RefSeq names its product transcription-initiator DNA-binding domain ibd family. Lineage: Eukaryota; Parabasalia; Trichomonadida; Trichomonadidae. The transcript has a single exon. Bases 1 to 774 code for a protein of 257 amino acids. The record is from RefSeq and is a predicted model, not a curated record.
AUGCGUUCCUUUGGAAGAGAAAUCUAUGAAGAUGAUUCUUUUCCAGGAUCUUUUUGGAAUAUGCUUCCAGAAGAGGACAGAGACGCAUUCCUCGUCAUGAGAGAUAAUUUUUAUGAAGGAUUCAAAGGAGAAAAUUAUCAAGAUAUACUAGAAGAGAUUUACAAAUACAACUUUCGAAAUCCUGAGUUCGUAGAAGAGCGAUCUAUUGUUUCUGGCCUUGCUUUUUGUGGGCCUUAUCUUUUAAUUAACUAUCGACAAUUCAAAAAGGUUAUCUGCCGUUACAAAUGCUCUAUUCACAAUGGGUUAUCUGCGUUGGGCUACAAAUUAGAAACAAAUGAUGCGAAAAAAAUUACAGUAAUUACGGCAGCUAUACAAUCAGUGAUUGACGAUCCUGUUUUAGCAGAAAGAUGGGAUAUGUACGGAUAUUAUAGCGGCACUGGCUCUGUAUUUUUGACAAAUUGUUCCGAUCUUAAUUUACCAUUAAUUGAACUACGAGACGAGAAAGAAACUACAAAUUCACACACAUUUGGGAAUUUGCCAAUAGUUAAAGCACCUCCCCCACCAGAAUCUCCAUUACCUCCAUACAAAUUUACAAUCGCUGAAAAUAUUCUAAACGAGGAAGAAGAUCAUAUAGAAUUCCAACAAAAUACGAUGAGUAAUCCUAUUAUUUCACCAUUAGACGAAGACAAUUUUGAUCCUUUAGUUUUUGAUAAUUCAUCGUUCGAGAAUCAGAAAGAUAUGUAUGAUAUAGGUAAUAUGUUCCUUACAUUUUAA